UCUACCUUCCAGCCAUUUUCGUUCAAAAUAUAUCCCAGAUAUUUCACCUGUUCUCGACAAAACUUUGACUUUUCCAUAGAGAUUGUCAAAUUUGCUUCACGUAGUUUGUUCGCCACUUCCUGCAAGCAGUGCAGAUGUUCUUCAAAUGUUCUGGAACAAAUAAUUAUAUCGUCAAGAUAGUGGAAUACAUGCGGCUCCAUAUCGGCGAAUAAAUGGGUCAUCAGCCUUGAUAACGCCUGACUGGCGGUACACAAUCCAAAUGGUACUACCCGAAAUUGAAAGUGCCCACGUGACGGAACCGUAAAUGCUGUUAAGGGUCUUGAUUUUUCAUGCAGUGGCAACUGCCAAAACGCAUCCUUCAGGUCCAGUGAGCUGAUAAAGGCGCAGCCGCCCAGAUUGUUGAUGAUGUUAGCCAUUUGGGGAAUUGGAUACCCUUCGUUGAUCAUGAUGCUAUUAAGAUGCCGAGCGUCCAGGCAAACCCUGUAGCUCCCAUUCUUCUUCUUCACUGUCACCAAGGGAUUGUUCCAGGGCGAGAAUCGCGCCUCCUCUAUAACUUGCAGAGACAACAUUCGAUCUAUUUCUUUAUUCACUUCUUGUAAGACAUACGGUGACAUCGGAUAAUAACGUUGUUUUUUUGGUACCGCCUCUCCUAUCUCUAUGCGAUGCUCGUACAUGCCUGUUCUACCUAAUUUGCCGUCUUUCGCUACUGGAAACCGGGAUAUGAUUUGAUCAAGCUGGACUUUUUCCAAUGCGCUCAACUGUUUCAUUGGUUCUUGUGAUUCAUCUCGAUGGUUCAGGUUAAUUGCACAGCAUACUGCUUUGAUAUUAAACCGAUUCCAAAAGUUCAUUCCUAGAAUGAAACAUUCAGGCAUUGAUGGAAUUAGUAGAACUGGAAUGGUUUCCGUUUUGUUGUUGUAGUGGAUCGGCAAUCGUGCAAAGUGCUCUACUUUGUGUUGGGUUCCAUCUGCUGUUUUGAUGCCAGCUCUUACCGUGCUCUUCCGUAACCCCAGAUCAUUCACCAUACUCACAUAUCUUCCACCCAUAAGUGAGCAGGUUGCUCCGCUGUCGAGUAACGCUGUUAACUCUUUUCCCAGGACGCUGAUUACGGCAUGUGGUCUGUUGUCUCCUCCGGGAUUGAUGAUGAGCGAAUUUAUCUGUGCAAACUCAGGAAUAUUUGAGGGGUCGUCGAACGUAAGCGAAGAACCAUUUCCCUCUAUUGCUGAUUCCCCGCAUGCGGGUUUUCCGCGUCUGGGGCCUGAGAAUAGCAACUUCUGGGCGGCUUGGUCGAUGCCGAACUUGGCUGUCCCAAUCUGAUGCAAAAGCAAAACAUUAGCCAUUUGGUAUUCCCUCAGAGAUGCUUCACUUACCGGUUCUUCUUGACUGCGUCCGAACCGUUGAAUUUCAGUGGGUGGUUUCACGUCGCAACGUUUCGUUGAGUGAUGUCCGCUCUCUAGAAUAAGGCUUUGGCUUAGCUUGUUUUCCUCCAAUGUUUAUCUUGUUAUAUUUACCCGAAUAGCUCCGUCUCUGGCAAAUUGGCCUCUCACGGCGGGAGGUGUCGGCCCCCUCACGUCCAGCGGAUCCUGUCCCGACUUUUCUGUCGGCUUUUCCCGGGUUCGCUUCCAGCGUUCUGCGUGCGACUGUGGGAGGAAAAUUGGUGAGUCGGAUGGUGUCGAAUUUGUUCGGCAGCUUUUCCGGCAAAUUUCUGCUACUGACCUGGCGUUCGUUGAUUGGUGAGUCCCGUGGCAGCUUCUCAACGGGCCAACAUCGGCAAACGGCAGAACCAACCGGAACAACUCGCGGGAAGAAAAAAACGCGAUGGCGACCGGCAGAGUAAAAGUGAUGUUGUAUUUUCCGCACUGUUUAUCAACACUUUCGUUAGGAUCUGUUUACCUUAUUUUGGUCAUAACAGAGCUAGGCGAUAUUGCACAUGCACUGAGAAAAAACGAUCGCAACAAAUAACAAAAUAUACAUAUGUUACACAGUUAAAAAAAAUGUAAACAAAAAUCAGCUGCCAGAUAGUGAUUUGCGAUUAAAACUUUUUUUUUUCCUUUGCUGUGUGUCACUCUCUAAAGUGACGGCUAAGACCAUUUAGCGAUUAAAACUUUUUAGUUCUCGUUUGUUCGAAAAAAUCCGUCUAAAAUGGAAAACAUCAUAGAAGUUUCUCUGGAGAAGUACACGGUGAUCAAGGGAAAUCUGAGUGCAGUUUGUCGCUGUUGCCUGUCCUCGGAUCGACUCGCGGAAAUAUUUACCGAUGGAACUGACAUGAAUCAGGAACUAGUUGAGUUACUUGAGCCCGGCUACAUUCCGGUUGAAAGCGGAGACGAGCUACCAAACUUUUUGUGUCAGAAAUGUUUGGAAAUAAUUCGAACCUGGCACCGUUUUCGGUUGCAGUGCGAGGAAAACUUUCGGUUGCUCAAGGAUAACGAGGGAAGCGUAUCGAAAGAUGUCGUAAACUUUGAGCCUGAACUUCACGCUAGCGGGCUGAUCGUGGAGGACGUUAAGAUAGAGCAUAUUUACAUGGAAGAACAAUUAGGCGACGUCGAGCCACAGGAUCAAAUUAACGCGCAUCUUACCAAAAAUGAAAUCGAUAUCGAUGAAACCAUCAAGCAGGAAGAACCUCCUGAAGAGGAAAGUUUCCUUGAGGAAGACCAAAUCAUUAAAAGUAAAAAGACUUCUAAACGACACAUCAGCAAACAACCCGCUUAUCUUCGACAAUGUCCCAUCUGUGGGUUGAUACUGAAACGAGGCCUUCAGGAGCAUAUUAUGGCACAUAAUGAUCCUACGGGACGACCCUUCAAGUGUGAAAUUUGCGAAAAAACCUACUGUAGGAAGGAAAAUCUGAAACUACACCGGCAACGAGAGCACAUGAAAAUCCGUUACCCGUGUGAGGUUUGUGGGAAGCAUUUCAGUACUAAAGAUAUUCUAUCGGUGCAUCGAAAAUUGCACAAUUCGGACGUGCGAUACGAUUGUGACCAGUGUGGAGCUGAGUUCAAAUCGAACAAGUAUCUCUACAAGCACAAGCAAAAACACCGAGGUGUCAAGAAGUUCAUUUGCAGCCAUUGCGGAAAAUCGUUUCUGGUUGGGGAAUAUCUCAAGGAUCACAUAAGAAUUCACACGGGAGAACGACCUUUCGAAUGUAAAAGCUGCGGCAAGAGUUUCCGUACUGCAAACCAUCUGAGACAGCAUGCGAGGAUACAUGCAAACAACGCAAAUUGACCAGCAUUAAUUUGCAGCUGUUGCUGAGGAAAAUCGUAAAUGGUUCGAUUGUUUCAACUAGUAUCGAUUUUUCUGUUGUUAGACUGUGUCAAAAUAACUUGUUAAGAUAAUCGAAAUUUUUUUUUCUUGUUCAUACUUUGUUUUUUAUCAUUAUUUUUCAACCAUCAUUAAAUCAUUAUCAUGUACAUCGUCGUUUUAACUCUUGCGUCAUUUUUUUCGAAAAGGGAAAAGCUUUAGCCUCUAUCCACACAA
Uranotaenia lowii is the source of this 3468-nucleotide messenger RNA. RefSeq names its product zinc finger protein 225-like. The transcript has 3 exons. Gene Ontology annotation, molecular function: RNA polymerase II cis-regulatory region sequence-specific DNA binding; zinc ion binding; DNA-binding transcription factor activity, RNA polymerase II-specific. Gene Ontology annotation, biological process: regulation of DNA-templated transcription. Lineage: Eukaryota; Metazoa; Arthropoda; Insecta; Diptera; Culicidae. Gene Ontology annotation, cellular component: nucleus. The record is from RefSeq and is a predicted model, not a curated record. Bases 2140 to 3216 code for a protein of 358 amino acids.